Molecule: messenger RNA, 2312 nt
Organism: Budorcas taxicolor (takin)
Lineage: Eukaryota; Metazoa; Chordata; Mammalia; Artiodactyla; Bovidae
Gene: CEP83
Product: centrosomal protein 83
Exons: 16
Coding region: 210-2312 (700 amino acids)
Cellular component (GO): centrosome
Source: RefSeq, a predicted model, not a curated record
CAAUGCCCCGGCGGGAGGAGAGCCGUGAGGGUGUCCGCCUGGCGAGUGCGGCCAGAACACCGGUCACUGUUUUCUGUGCGCACGUUGCAAGGACCGUGUGUGAGUCUGGUAUAAUUUGACCUCCUGAGAUUCUGUCUUAGCAAGAAGAAAGUGGAAAAUACUCUUGGAAAGAAAACUAAGACAUUAAGAAAGCCAGAACUUAUUUUUACAUGGUUGUCCACUCAGUUACCAAUAUGGACACUUUUCCCACCAUUUUUCCUCCUGGUGGAGACAGUGAACUGAGACAUUCUCAAUCUGAGCUCCAAAAAAUGUUAACUGAUGAACGAUUACGAUGUGAACAUCAUAAAACUAAUUAUCAGACUCUGAAAGCUGAACACACAAGGUUGCAAGAUGAGUACAUAAAGUUGCAAAAUGAACUCAAGCGCGUUUUAAAUGAAAAGCAAACUCACCAGGAAAAAUUUCAGCUGCUGCUUGAAGAGGUACGAGGAGAAUUAGUUGAGAAAACUAAAGACUUAGAAGAGAUGAAGCUGCAGGUAUUAACUCCACAGAAGUUGGAAUUCUUACGAGCCCAAAUACAACAAGAGCUGGAAACUCCAAUGAGAGAACGUUUUAGGAAUCUAGAUGAAGAAGUGGAAAAGUAUAGAGCUGAAUAUAAUAAGCUUCGCUAUGAACAUACAUUUCUCAAAUCAGAAUUUGAACACCAGAAAGAAGAAUUUGCACGUAUUUUAGAAGAAGAAAAAAUAAAACACAAAUCAGAGAUUACAAGAUUGGAGGAAGAUAAAGAACUCCUUAACCAGUUGCACAGUGUUGAUCCCACAAGAGAGAGCAAACGAAUGGAGCAACUUGUUCGAGCAAAAGCCCAUUUGCAUCAGAAAUUAAAAAGUUUAGAAGCUGAAAUAGCAGAAUUAAGAGCUGAAAAAGAGAAUUCUAGUGCUCAGGUAGAAAAUGUCCAAAGAAUUCAGGUGCGGCAGUUGGCUGAGAUGCAGGCUACAGUCAGAUCCCUGGAGGCUGAAAAACAGUCAGCUAAACUACAGGCUGAACGCUUGGAAAAAGAGCUACAAUCAAGCAAUGAAGAAAACACUGCGUUAAUUAGUAAAUUGCAUAAAGCCGAACGGGAAGUAAAUACGUUGGCCAGUAAAGUAAAGGAGCUUAAGCAUUCAAACAAACUAGAAAUAACAGACAUCAAACUGGAGGCAGCAAGAGCUAAGAGUGAGCUAGAAAGAGAAAGGAAUAAAAUUCAAAGUGAACUGGAUGGAUUACAGUCAGACAAUGAAAUUCUCAAAUCAGCUGUUGAACACCACAAAGUGCUGUUAGUAGAAAAGGACCGUGAAUUAAUACGUAAAGUACAAGCUGCCAAAGAAGAAGGUUAUCAAAAACUUGUGGAAUUACAAGAUGAAAAGCUAGAACUUGAGAGCAGAUUAGCGGAUUUAGAGAAAAUGAAAGUGGAACAUGAUGUCUGGAGGCAGUCUGAAAAGGAUCAGUGUGAAGAGAAAUUGCGAGCUUCACAGAUGGCAGAAGAGUCAGCCAGAAGGGAACUACAGAGUAUUAGGUUAAAACUUCAACAACAAAUCGUGGAUAUUGAAAAUGCAGAAAAAGAAAAAAAAGAAAAUUCUGACCUGAAACAGCAAAUCAGUGGUUUGCAGAUCCAAGUGACCUCACUGGCACAGUCAGAAAAUGAGUUGCUGAAUUCAAACCAAAUCCUGAAGGAAAUGGUGGAGAGGUUAAAACAGGAAUGCCGAAAUUUAAGAAGCCAAGCUGAAAAAGCACAACUAGAAGUUGAAAAGGCAUUGGAAGAGAAGCAAAUACAAUGGUUGGAAGAAAAGCAUAAGCUUCAUGAACGUAUCACUGACAGAGAAGAAAAGUAUAAUCAAGCUAAAGAGAAAUUGCAGCGAGCUGCAAUUGCCCAAAAAAAGAGAAAAUCUCUUCAUGAAAACAAAUUAAAGAGACUACAGGAAAAGGUAGAAAUCUUAGAGGCAAAGAGAGAAGAAUUGGAAACAGAAAAUCAGGUGUUAAAUAGACAAAAUGUUCCAUUUGAAGAGUAUACAAGGCUUCAAAAAAGACUAAAGGAUAUACAGAGAAGACAUAAUGAAUUUCGAAGUUUAAUUUUGGUUCCUAAUAUGCCUCCAUCAGCAUCCAUCAAUCCUGUUAGUCUUCAGUCAUCAACUGUGAUUCCAGGCAUGGAAUUGUCCUUUCCUCCUCACAUGCAGGAGGAACAGCAUCAAAGGGAACUCUCUCUACUUCGCAAAAGACUAGAAGAACUUGAAACAACACAAAGGAAACAACUAGAGGAACUUGGGUCUCCUGGGGAAUGA